Messenger RNA from Nicotiana tabacum (common tobacco), 2422 nucleotides. RefSeq lists its product as uncharacterized. The record is from RefSeq and is a predicted model, not a curated record. Gene Ontology annotation, biological process: protein phosphorylation. Gene Ontology annotation, molecular function: protein binding; protein kinase activity; ATP binding. NCBI's taxonomy places the organism in Eukaryota, Viridiplantae, Streptophyta, Magnoliopsida, Solanales, Solanaceae.
UAGGAAACUCGUAAGUUUGGAAGCGUUGGAUCUUUCAUAUAACAAUAUGUCUGGUGUGAUUCCAAAGUCAUUAGAGGCACUUCAGCAACUACACUCCUUUAAUGUAUCAUUCAAUAGGUUACACGGGGAAAUUCCGAGUGGAGGACCUUUUGUCCAUCUUCCUUUCCAAUCUUUCAUGUCGAAUGAAGGAUUAUGUGGUAACCCUCAAAAGCAUGUCCCAGCUUGUCCUUCUAAUUCAAAGAAAAGAAGAUUGAUAUGGAUUUUAGUUGCCUCUUUGGUUAUCUUUGUAAUAGGGGUUGUUUCAUCAAUAGUUUUCAUAUUGAUGAGACGUCGGGUUAAAACAGUCAAUGCUGAAGAUGAGUGGUCGCCUGAGAUAGCGCCACAAAGAAUUUCUUACUAUGAACUUCAAAGAGCAACUCAGGGAUUUGAUGGAAAUAACUUGAUAGGUAGUGGAAGUUUUGGUUCUGUUUACAAAGGGACAUUGGCAGAUGGGAUGAUAGUAGCUGUUAAAGUUUUUAAUGUGCAGAUGGAAGGUACAUUUCAAACUUUUGACAGAGAAUGUGAAAUCUUGCGGACUCUUCGCCACAGAAAUCUCACCAAAAUCAUAAGCAGUUGUUGUAACUUGGAUUUUAAAGCACUGAUACUUGAGUACAUGCCAAAUGAGAGCUUAGACAAGUUGCUACAUUCGCGAGAUUAUUGUUUAAAUAUAAUGCAGAGAUUGAAUAUCAUGGUUGAUGUUGCAUCUGCUCUAGAAUAUCUCCAUCAUGGUUACUCAGUACCGGUUAUUCACUGUGAUCUGAAGCCUAGCAAUGUGUUACUUGACAAUGACAUGGUGGGACACCUAACUGACUUUGGCAUUGCUAAACUUUUGACUAAGGAAGAAUCUAUUGCUCACACUACAACCUUUGCCACUAUUGGUUACAUUGCUCCAGAGUAUGGUUUGGAAGGCAUUGUAUCCAAGAGGUCUGAUGUUUAUAGUUAUGGUAUCAUGUUGCUGGAAACCUUUACAAAGAAGAAACCUAAUGAUGAAAUGUUCGGAGAUUUGAAUUUGAGAAGUUUCGUGCAUAAUUCGCUUCCUGAUGAGCUGAAUAAAAUCAUAGAUGCCAACUUACUAACACUAGAUGAAGAAAACUUAAGUCAAAAGCUGCAAUGUGUAUCAGCAAUCAUGGAGUUAGCCAUGAAUUGCACAGCUAAUAUUGCAGCUGAAAGGAUGAACAUGACUAAUGUUGUAGCAGCAUUGAAAAAGAUCAAACAGAAGCUUUCUUCAUGUUAUCGAACGACCUUACGACAUGACAUCAGGUAUUUUAAUUUCAUAUUCGUUUUGAAAGAAAAAAGUUAUAAAGUUCAGUAGCAUUUGACCAUAUCAGUAGUUGUUCGACGUAGGCGGAUGUAGCAUGAAAGUUACGGGUUCACGUGAACCCAGUAGCUUUUGCUCAGACUCUAUAUACUCAUGUACUAAGAAAUUCUAAACUAUCUAUAAAUAUUUGACUCUUAUCCCAGUUAUUGUUGUAUAUUAACUUGAGAUCACUGCAGGAACCAAUAAACUUCAAAUUCUAGAUCCGCCUUUGGUUGUUCGUCGAAUGUUAUUGCUGGAUUCUAUAGUUAUUGGAAGUUAAAGGAUGGAGGCUCAUCUACAUAGCUUGUGUACCAUUUUCUUUUUCUUGACGAUCCAUAUAUUUUUAAGAAUUUAAAACUUUAUACUUCAAUUCUUGCAUAACAAUAAGUAUUUUUUCCUUUUCCUUGUUCUUUACUAAUCUAAUAUUAUACUACUCCAUGGCAUGUCAUACUCUGUAUUUCUUGUGUAGCAACAAAGAGCCUUUCCUCUACCUAAUUCUCUCAACAUAUCAUCAACAUCACAAUACCACUACUUGUUAGCACUAGUGGCAAAGCCAAAAAUUUCAUUAAGAAUGUUCAUAUUUGACCUAUAUAUACAUUAUAAUUUUCCAGCAAAAGUGAAAGAUGGUCAAUUGACCACCCUUCGCAUGUUGUAGCUCCUCCCUCGGAGAGAUUUAUAGGAUAAUUUUUAGCAGAAUGAUCUCUGCCUACCUAUGUUGCUCGGACCCUCUGAAAAUUUCUCCGGGUGCGUGUCGGAUCCUUCAAAAGUAGUGUAUUUUUGGAGGAUCCGACACGGGUGAGGCAACAUUUUGAAGAGUCCAUGCAAUAUAGCUGCCUACUAUCGACCAAUUCAAGAACUCCAUAUUGAUGACCACAAUAAAAUUACGGCACUGCCAAAUCAACUUUAUUUUUUUGACUGGAGAAAAACAUUGUAAACUAUUCAACAGUAUCGAGACUGUAACAAUAUGCUACCAAACUCGCAACAGGAAACGUCUUUAAUUAUAUGUUUUCAUUCCCCCGCUCUAAUUCUCGCGUUCAUGGAUGGCACGGAGGUGGAAGAAUAAACAUUUCAUAUAGCCAGAAAAAC